UUCCAGGUGAGUUUAGUGAGUGUAACACCUGUCAUCCUCCUCAGGAGGACCGGUACUUCCAGCAAUCCUGAGUUAAGGUGUCUUGAUCUCAGGUCAUAGUAUUGACCUUGAGUCAGUGUUGACAUCAGGUCAACGCAUUUACCUCAGCUCACAGUGUUCACAUCAGAAGUGUUGUGUCUUCUGGCAGUAGGUGGUCCGCCGCCACCUAACAACGACUUCUGGCAGUAGGUGGUCCGCCGCCACCUAACAACGACUUCAGGAUACAGGACCUAGCAGGAAAUAGAUACCCGAGAAUUAGUCAACUCUUGUAGGAUGCAUCCUAGGGAAGGAACUGAAUAGGAGCCCAGUGGAAAUAAGUCAUAUUGAUUGGCUUUAUUGAAUUUUCCUGGGCUACUAACCUUCGGGGUUAAUAAUAAUAUAAAUAAAGUCUCCUUCUUGCUGUACCCUUGACCAGAGCCGAGUGUGCCGAGCCCAGCGGUGUCGAGUAUCUUGACAAUGCUCUUGACAAGUUGUGUGAAGAAUACACUACUAUAGCCUCUUGUGGUGUGGUGCCUGGUGGGGCAGGGAGGCAGAGUAACACCAGCAGUCCGUGUCACUGCAGGGGACCUCCCCCGUGUCUGAGGGCCCACUUGUGCACUUGGGAAGCUUAUGGCAACAUAAUCUGAAACUAAGAGACAAGCGGACCUCACCCUUGUGUCCGCCAAGCGUAGAGAUGAAGUUUGAAAAUACUCCAUGUCAUGAUAGAGCGUCGUGAUGCUGGCAACGCUCUUUCUUGUCUCCUACGACUGCAGAAGAGAUGUCCGAGAGCAAAUGAUGGCAUCUUCUGAAACGGAGUCUCUAACUCACCACGCAUCAGAUAUGGAUAUGUGAAAUUUGUAAGAACACGGUGAAAUAUUUUAACACAAUCACUCGCAAAUAUCGCCCUAUUAUUUGAGCAUCUUAAAGACCGGAUUUAAAAGGACUGAAUCAUACCUGGCACCAGUGAACUCAAACCUUUAAGUUGAAACCACAAGACAAAAUGACUUAGUUGAAGCACACUUAAUACACGUACUUUGAAAUCGCAAAGGUAAAAUUUGAAGGGAAUAACAUGAGCUAGCAGAGCGUGUGGCAGGCGGACCUAGUCCUUGUGUGUGAGCUCCCUAGAGGUGAAGUUGGUAAGCAGGUAUUAAGAUGAGGUAACGUGGAGGUGGUCCAUCUCUCACCUGCGAGGAGGUGGCACCUCUCACACCUGCCUGGAGGUGGCACCUCUCACACCUGCUUUCAGGUGGCACGUCACACACCUGCCUGGAGGUGGUCCAUCUCUCUCCUGCGAGAAGGUGGCACCUCUCACACCUGCCUGGAGGUGGCCUAUCUCUCAUCUUGGUGGAGGUGGCACCUCUCACACCUGCGUGGAGACGCACAUCUCACCUGCGUGGAGGUAGUAGAAGGGCUGGAACAAGGAUGGUUGGGUCCCCGCCAUGGGAUGUGGACGGAGUACACUUGGCAGUGAUAGUCCAAAGAAGAAUAAGAAGAACGAGUGCGACUCGGACUGCGACAGUGAAGGAGACUCUACCAGCAGUGGUGGCAGCUCGUCCAACAGGAAGCAGCAGCAACAGCAACAGCAGCAGCAGCUGAACAACAAACUUGUUCCCUUUGGUGCAGGUGGACCUCUGCUGGCCCAGGCGAAAAUUUCUGACAGUCAGCACGACUUCUUCAUGAUGCUCGACGAGAAGAUAGAAAACGGUCCGGAUUAUGACUCUGAGACAGAGGAAAUGGAGCGACGACGGCGUCUGCAGGAGUAUGCAGAACAAUGGGUGAACCUCGCCAAUAACAGGGGAGGCCUUACAUUUUCUGCCAACCCGAUCCUCAGACACCCUGAUGAGGACACAUGUGGUUCUGGUGAUAUCACAGAGGAUGAUGAAGAUGAUGAUGGACUCAACGAGCCUGGACGAAUACCAGAUGAAGCUGUGCGUGAGCAGUACAUGUUCAUGGGCAAUCUCUAUACACUCACACACAUUCGCACUGAUGCUGACAAGACUGAACCCAAAGUGGAUGUGGUGUCUGUGCCAAAACAGUGUCCAGUGGAAGAAAUGAAUGUAGAGGAUGUUGAGCUAGGCCACAAGCUGAAUGGGUCUGCAGUCCCAGAAGAGUCAGAAAAGGCAGAGAAUGGUGUGGCAGAUGGUGGAAGUACAGAUAAACCUCCAAUGAGGCCAUCUAAACCAUCCUCAAGACCUGCUUCUCUUAUUCUUAGAUCAGUAUUCCCAGCAGAGAGUGUGCAAGACUGACCCACUUUCCUAGAGUGUGAAAACCAAGCUUAGUACAUGACCCCACAACAGGGUACAUUUUGUAGCCUUCAAGGCUCCAUAAAUUAUAAUUUUGUUACUAAAGUCAUUUUAAGUCAAAGACUACUGUAUGAAGUGUUAAAAUGCCUCCAGUGGACUAUACAAGCUUCUACUGCAGUAUAAUGUGGUUAUGUUGGUAGUGCCUAAAUGUAUGGUAACACUGCCAGGGAUACACUGUCAUAGCAAGCACCCUGGUGCACUGACAGCUGCUGUACAAACUACUUGUAAUCAUUUCAUUAACCAAAUUAAAGUAUUUUCUAAUACAAAUUCAGCUCUGUAUGUAACCAGAUAAGUCAGAAAAUUGUAUUUAACUUUGGCAAAUUAAAAAUAUAUUAAUUUUAAAGAAUAAGAUUCUUACAAUGCAAACAGACCAACUUGGUGCUUAUUGGAUUCAACAGCUUGAGUAAAGUACAAUUUUAUUGCCAGUGUGAUUAACAAUAAAGAUUUAAACAUGUGCAUAAAGAACCUAAGUGUUAACUAAAUCAUGUCAUAUGUUUGCAUGUGGCUUUAGACUGUAUUAAAUCAAGAUACACAGAUGUUUAAGUGGUUCAAAUCACUGUUAUAUGUUGUAUGUUAAUUUUCUUCCUGUAUUUUGUGUGCUGGUUAAUGAGUCCAUGAACAUAUUACUCCUCUCUUUUGGGAAUGCCUCAGAUUGGCAAAGCUUAACUGCUGUUUAAAUACAUGUGUAUCAUUAGUGAUUUUUCCUUUUUUUUUUUAUACAGUACGUACAGCACUGUUUUCCUGGUCUGUUUCUGAAAAUAUAUUAGGAACUUUAAUAAAUCCCAAAAAUAAACACAAUAAACAAUAUACUGCAUAAACCUUACAACAAAGCAUUUACUUGUUAUAUAAUGAUUUUAGAUUUUCUCUUCCAAACUCUUUGAUGCAGUUAUUUACAGCUAUUAUAGAAUAUUUAAGUAUCAUCUGGGAUAGAGGUCUUGGGAAUGGCAUGAUAGGUGUAAAGAUUGCUAAAAAAUAGUGGGGUACUAAAGUGCCACACUUUGAGUGACUCAGGGUGGUGCAAAGAAGCGUUGGCUCUGAUAAUAUAUAAGAAUCUAAUAUUUUAUAUUAAGCCACAGUCAAUAUAUAUUAUACUUGUACACUAAAGCAAGGAAUAUUUGUACUUCUUGCAAUCUGUUGCCCACUCGCUCCUCUAGGUGCUUAGCAAACAACAGAAUUUCCUAGGAAGAACUCUCUUGAAACCUCAAAACCCCAUUAAUUUGUAGACAAGACACUGGUGCAUUGCUUUCUGUGCAUCAAUCUUGAUAAUUAUUAUCAGUGACCAGCAUGCAGAAUAGGUGUAGAAUUAUGACUGUCAGUAACUAUGUAACUGUAAUAAGUUGGAAUUUAUGUAAAUACGGGAUAAAAUAAACAGACUGGGCUCGAACCCAUGGCAGGAGAGUCAAGACAGGAUCAGGGCAGGUCAGCCAUGAUAGUCUGUGCCCUAAAAAUAAAUAAAAAACGUUUGUUGAGAGGUGCCAUCAUGACCUAGCUCUCCUCUUUCUUCUUUACCUUCAUGUUGAAAACAUGGCAGGAAGAUCUGGUUUAUUACCCAAAAUCCCAGACAGAUGAUUCUGGGAAAAUAGUGCUUUGCUGUAUACAGCACUGGAAAAAAUUGAAUAAAACUAAAAACCUCACAUACAGAUGUUAGAAAAUACUGUAAUAGCUCAGUUUCAUAAUGCAAAUGUUAAUUAACAUAAUUCUUUGUUAUUUUAGGUGGUACUUGCAAAUGCUAACAUUCUAGAAAUAUAAAAUAUGUUGUAUGGUUAUUGUAAUAUGAAGGUAAACAAGUUCUGGCUAUAAUAAAUUAUGAAAUACAUAGCUUGACUACAGUGUCAUAGAAAAAUCACCAAAAAUAUUUAUUAUAUAACCUUCAGUGUGCUUAAUUAUAUGUACUUGCUCUGAAAUUACAUUACAGUAUCUAACAUAUUCCAUUCUACUUCUGUAACUGUUAGUAACAUCAGAUAGCUUCAAAAAUGUAUGAGAACCUAGUUGCUUAAUGCUGAUGUAAUACUUUAUGUUAUUUCUAUUUAUUUUGAUAGCGGGGGUAAUUUAACUAUUUUCAGGUUAAGAGUUGAAAAAAUUAUGUAUAGUAUCUAAUUAUAGAUUGCAUUUCAUUCAUUGUUAACCUUCUGCAAAUCAAACAGUGCAGGGAGUGAGGGAAGCUUGAUCUUCAGUCUACUACCUGUGGCUCAGUCUUUGGCCAGUUAGGCUGUUAGUGAUUGCCUAAUAGAUAUUGUGACUACAAGAGGAGAGCGAGUACUGUAAUAACUGAUUCUGCCUCAAGAAAGGUUUGAGCAAUAAUAAGAGGAUUAGGUGCAGUUAUGGUAGCAUGAUACUUUAUGUAUUAAAGCAAGUAUUUUUAAGUUAUAAGAAAUAUGCUAUACAAUGAAUGCCUUACUUAAAGUGGCAGAGAAUUUAUUUUAACCUUAUGCUUGCUAUUAGAGGUGCUUCAAAUGGUAGUUAAGAAAUGGAAGAACUGCAUAUGAAAUACCAGUGUUUAAGAUUUAAAAAUUUCAUAGUACAAUAAGUAAUGCUUGUUAUCAGAUGUUAUUUAUUAAAUAAAUAUGUCCUGAGUAACACUUCCCAUGUUAUGAGUGCAAACCACCCAUAUUAAAUGUGAAUAAAUGAUCAAAAUGAAAAAAGUAUAUAAGCAAUUAUCACUAUCAUGUUGUUGAGUCAGGGCUGCAACAGACCCAAGCAGCUCCAAGUCAGUUUCACUGCUGUGAGGUUGACCAUCAGCAUGCUUUUGUAAAUAGAAAUGACAAUUCAAGUUAAUAAUUUAAUUAAUAAGAUGAAAAAUUUGAAAUACAGUGAUUGCACCGUAUUGGAUUAAACAUUGUUAUAGUAUUUCACUAAAAUACAGUAUUACUGAUUACUGUACUCUGUUAUAUACCAGCAGUAAUUAAUGUAGUGUAUUUAAAAAAUACACUGCAUUAAUCAUUGUUAUGACAAAUUGUGGUACAGUGAAGAAUAGCUGCAUAUGCAUGGCACUGGCCAUCCUGUUAGAUAACAUCAGUAUAAAUGCUGUACAGCGCCAUCUAAACACGUGAUUUAUGGCAACAUGUUAAGACUUGAAAUUUUAAACAAAAGUGAGAUAAUAUAGUGUCCAUAUAUAAUUUUCAUCACAUUUUCAGUGAUAGAAAUAAGGGAACAGGGAGAGAUUCAUGUGUAAACACUGCAACAGCAGUAGCCUAGCUUCACACAUGCUCUUAUCACAAAACACAGGUUUAACAGCUAGACUGAUGCAGUGUAUAUAUGUAAGUAUGCACAGUAUUGCAGUACUGACAUUAUAUUUACUUUCUUUCAUUUUAAUCCUGAUUAUGCAAAUGGAAGUAGAUAAUAUAAUGUAUAAAUAUUGCUUGCCUCACUUUUCAGGUAGGAAACUGUUGACUGACUCUAAUAAGGCUUUGCUUUUUUCAAAAGUGGUGAUUCCAACAAUACAUGUGUUACUGCUGAGUACAUGUCCAAGUAUAUAAAUGACACUGCAGAGUUGAUUGUAAUUAAAGGUUUGCAUUACUAAUCUAAAUUUAAAGUUCAGAUUACCAGUACAGAAAUGUGCAUUUGCAUCGGCACUGGUAAAGUCCUCACAUAGACAUCCAGAACCUGUGACUCCCAGGGUAAUAAAUAAUUUGUUUAUAAAUAUUUCUAGUAUCACAUUUUAGCCCUGAUGAUAAAGAGGAUAUGCAAAGGCCAUGUGUUGAUUGCAAUGCAGGAAACAGCUAAUUUGGUUCCAUAUGUAUAUGUAUAAAUACACACAUUAUCAUCACUUUCUUCAUAAGAUAUAAAAUCUCUGCAUGAACUGACUGCUGAUGCAGAAAAAAAAAAUUUACAUACAUUUAUGAUGACAGAAAAUAUACCAUUGUUUUAUACUUGGGGUUAUGGAAAAAUCCAAGUGCAGUAUCUUGAGUAAAAGCAUCAACUACUCCUUUCAAAUCUUAUGGCCAGUAAUAGAUGAUAUUUAUUCAAGUAUUAAUGUCAUAAUCAUGGGGAAAUGUUAAAAUUAUAAGAGGUCAUUCAUCACCUGGGAGAGUAGAAGUACAGUAAUUAGAUUUGAUCUAAAGAUAGGAUAGCUCCAAUACAAUAAUUAUGUAGCUUUGUAUUAUGACACAUUUUAAAUUUUUACUAUAAAUUUGUCAAGCACUUUGUUUUGAGAAAGAGCAAAUGACAGUAAUGUGUGGUAGAAUGGAAAUAUUUUAUAUACUGUAUGGAAUUAUUUUACUUAAAAUUCUCUCCCAUUCUCCUUUGCAGUACAUAAAGUGAGAUAUUAUUAUUAUUAUUACAUAUAUAUAAUGAGGUAUUAUAUAUAAACCUUUAAACAAAGGUUUAUAUAUAAUACCUCAUUUAGUGAAGUCAUAUAGCAAUACAUUUUUUUAAUAAGUGAAAAAGUGUGGAAUUCAAAAGUUGAGUCAUGGUAAGCUAUUGCUGGGGAUUUUUACUCUUAGCAAUUCAACCUUUGUUAAUACUGUAUAUAAAAUCUGCAGAUAUUUCAUAAAUUAAAUAUUUCUUCUUUACCAAUGCAGUACUUGGAUAAUGACCCAUGCUGUGUGUUAUCACAUUAUUUCAUAUAUUCGUAAGGAAGAGCUAAACCCAAAAAGGGUCGUACAGUGCCUGGCAUUUGCUGUCAUAAAAUAUAUUCACACUUUCCUUUUGUAAAAUGAAUAAGUAUGAAGCACUUGAACCUUCAUAAGAUACUAAACUAAGAACUGCUUUCUGAUACAGUAAUUAGUUUAUAAGGGAACACUAAGUUUUCUGGUGCUAUAAAUAUUGUGUGUAUCCCAAAGUUUAAAUUACUUUAGGGGCUAUUAAAAAAUAUGCAUUUAAGCAAUUAUAGCUCCUCAGAGAUGGAAAAAAUACAUAAAUGAAUUCCAGAUUUAAUGAUUAAAAAUGACUUAGUAAUUAUAAAAGUGAGUUGAUUAAUGUGUAAUGGUAGAAUUGCCAACCUGAUAGAUGAUGUGAUUAUUCUGUUACCCGUAACCACAUAUUUUAGGUCACUAAACUCAGAGUAUGAUCAUUUGAAGUUCUGAGAUACUUUUAUUGCAUGGCAGUUAUUCAUGUAGUUUCAGCAUCAAGCCACAUGACAGUUUAUUUGUUAAAGGGGGUCAGAUAUAAAAAAAAAAAAUUAUUAAGCAUUAAAUUAACUCACUUGUUAAAUUUCCUGUAAAUAUUAUUGAUGAUUGUAGCUUUGAGUGCAAUUUUAUUUGUACAAUAAUAUUAAACUUGUUAAAAAUAUGUAGAAAUUUGUACAGUAUCCUGUAUAUGUUUAUAGUUGCAAAGUUUGAUUGCUUCAGUAUUAAAAAAACAUAAUUUGUUUAUGUAAAGGUUUGUACAUUGUUUAUGGGACUGGAUAUAUACCCAGGAAAAAUUGCCUGUAAAGUUGUAAAUAUAUAUACUGAUGCAUAGGUUUAUGUAUAUUAUCUUUAUAAAUGUAUUGAGUAUGUUUGUUAACUAAAGUCAAUUAAUUUUUAUAAUUUCUCUAAAUUCUAGUAAACUAGAGAAAAGAUAGUAAAAACUGAAUAUGGUUAUACAUUACGUGUAUGUGCUUCAUUUAUGUGUGCAUGUAACCCUAAAAGAGAUUGUAUGAGCAUUGAUUCAUUAAUUUUGACAAUGUAAGGACACAUUUCUUAAUGGCAAGCAGAACUGGUAAUGUGUUAAAUGUCACCCAGCAUGAUGUAUACAUGGUGUGUCAUUCUAUUCUUCAGAAGCCAUGGCAAAGUUAUAUUUUCCUAAUUCAUGCUUUAGUAAAUUUUAAAAGGAAUAUUUUUUUUAAAUUAUGGUCCAAAAAUUAUAUGAAGACUACCAUUUGUGAAAACUGACAAGGCUGAAAUUUGCUUUGAAACAAUCCCUUUGUAUCAUAUAUGGAAGAUUUUUCCAUGCUGAGUAAAAUUAUGUUGGUUUUGUACGAGACCAUACUUACCAUAUUUAAGGAUUAUACAAACAAAACUUAUGGAUAUAAUUGAGUACUUUGCAAAAGAGUGGAGUUCAGUACUCUAAUGUAUCACUAAAAUAUGAUGCUGUAAGUGUUGUGUUACAAUUCUCUACUUAGAGGAUGGAAAACAAAGUCUGAUAUUUAUUAUAGUUUUCCCUAACAAGAUAUAAUAAUUUAUCAGUAUAAAAACUUGUGCCAAUGAUCUUGGCCUUCUGAAAUAGUGUGAUAAUUCACUAUUAGUUCUUCCAAAACAAUGUGAAUACUGUAUUUACUUACAGGAAAUUAGUGAUUUCCUCUUUUAUUUUGACUGAUUAUGACCUUGAACAUAGCAACUGGAGAUCUGAAACUUGUACAUGACCAUUCAGUUUCUCUUCUAAACUUCAUUGUAUUUCCUUGUAUCAAGUGCUGGUUUGGUUAAAAUAUGAGCAAUCAUUGAUCUGAAAUGCAUAUUUGACUUUUAGAAUACAGUACUGUACUUGCAUACUUAAGGUAUCAACCCUUGUGAUGGGCUGCAAGUUCCGGGUGAACAUUUAUAAAGUGUGCUCAGUAACUAGAUGACAUGUGGUGUAGGACAGCCUAUUAAUAAAGAAUGCCUUCCAUUUCUGGAAUGGAUAAUAAAGCUUUAUAAAGAAUAUGGACAAGCAUUACAAGCAAGUUUUAUUUAAUUUUUAUUACAUGGAUUAUUUUUCCUAUUUGUCUUACUACAAGGUAUCAAUAGUAAGGGUGGAAAUAUCCUUGCCUUCAGAGCACUGUUUGCUCAUCACUGUUGUUGAUAUGCACUUUUAUAGUAAAUAAGCUUUUAAAUCUGAGAGUUAAAGAUAUUCACAACAGAUUUUAUCAGAUAUUUAUACAAUAUUUGAAUUACUAGCAUUAAUAUGAUGUUUAAUAAAUUUACCAGGUAGGUUGUAUUUAAAUGUACCCAGUUAGUUGCUACUGAUUAGUGUACCCAUGAAUAUUAUGUGCUACUCAAGUUGUGGAAGUUAAGAGGAGGGACUGGCUCAACCUCUACCAUAGCUUCAAUCCUCUAGUGGGGCCUUAAUCCUAGACAGAGAGACAAAUUUUCACACAUUAGACAAGGAACAGAAAUUUUGUCUGAAAUUUGUAUGUUAAAUUGGUUGAAAUUCAACACUGUUUGUAUUACAGCUACUUAAAACAAAGUUUAACACAACUUCUGCUUAAUGGUUGUGUAAUGAAAUGAGGCAAUCUGCAGCACAGUUUUUAAAUUUUCCUAGAUAGAUCUGAGAUUCUGACUAAAAAUGAUGUGGGUUGGAUUUUUUUUUAUCUUAAUAGUACAGUAAUUUCAAUAGUACAAUGCAUGGCAAAGGCAAGAUGUUGCUAUUAAGUCAUGGUUGUUCAAAUGAGCAUAAAUGUAAUAUUUUAUGACACUUUUAAUGCUUAUUCAUGAGGUUUAAAUAUUUAGCUUAAAAUCACAAUGUAUGUUUAUUACAUCAGAUGAUGACUAGUGAAAUUUAAUAAGUUAAAUUGCUAAUAUAUAUUUGGGUAAACUCAAAAAAGUCAUUCAAAUUAUUAGUUAAAGUAAAUGUACAGUAGAAUGAAUUUAUGUAAAUUUUAUAUUACUGUAAUAUAUUUCUUAAUUUUAUAACAAAUUACUAUUAUACAUGCAGUGAUUAUAUCUGUAUCUGAUAGCCAGUAUGUUUAUGGUAAAAUUAAACCUCCAAAUUUGCAUGCUUUAUUUAUCCAUUUUUUUUUUUUACUGAAGGGUCUCUUGUGGCAAGUUUAAUUUUGUUUUUCAUUUUCAUGGUGCCCAUUUUGAUGAGGCUUGGUGCAGAAUCCCUGAAUACAAAAACAGUUGCAGGAGUUCAAUCAAAAUGUGUUUGAUAAGAUGUUUUUUUUCUUUCUUUUUUUUUUAUAAAAUCUAAUACAGUAUUUCAUUUAUUUUGUAAUUUAAAGUUCUGAGUGUGAAGAGUAACCACAUUAUUUCUGAGCACUAUGGGUAAUCCAUGUAUUUUUCAGUGUAUAGGUAACCACACCUAAACACUAGAGGUAACCUCCCUCUCUCUUUAGGAGCAUGAGCAGUAACUCCACUAUUUCUGAGUGCAAGGGGUUAAUGUGGUAUUUCUGAGCAAGAGUGGUAACUAUAAUUUCUGAAAGUGAUGAGAUUCUGCACCAAUUUUUAGUGGGAGGAGAAAUCAGGCCAUUUUUGAGUGUGAGGGGGUAAUCGUACUAUUUUUUAAAGAAGAGUUAGCCACACCACAUCAAAGUGCAAGGGAGUAACAGUACAUUUUAUGAGUGCUUGUGAUAACAUUAUUUCUGAAUGUGAGGAGUUAUGGCAUUUCUUAGUGUAAUGGUACCAUUUCUUUGACUUAACAGUGCCAUUUCUAAGCACAAGCGAAAGCUAUACACUAUUUUUGGGUGCAAGAGGCACCUGCACCUUUUUUUUUUUAUCCAUUUUUUAGUUAAAAGGAACCACCCUUUUUUUCUGAACACAAGGGGUCACUGCACCAUUUCUGAGCAAAAGUCAAGUGAAUUAUUUUUGAGUGCAUAGGUCAGCAAUCAUUUUUGAGCACGAGGGGCAACUACCAUUUUUGAGCAUGAGGGACAGUGCUAUAUUUUUUGUGAUUGAGGGGCAACUACACCAUUGAGCACAAAAGGUAACACCAGUAUUUCUGAGCAUGAAAGAUAACUACACUAUUUCUGAACUUGAAGGAUAACUUUACUGUUCUUUAGUGUGAAAGGUAGCACAGGAAAACAGCAGUAGAAAAGAACCCUUGAUUUAAGAGACCAGCAUGAGGGAAGGAUGAAUCACAAAAUCGUAAUGACACGAUUGAGACUGAUCACGGGUUCUAUCCCCGCUCGUGGUAUGGUUUCUGAGGAAAGGAGCAUUUAUUAAAGCCAAUUGUCCAUUAAAUCCUAAUGAUGUGAUGGUGUUUUCCUUGACUGUAACAAUAAAGGACAUUUUUGGAUUCAGCGGACUCUGUUAAAUCCAGAAUUGUCCAUUAACCCUUAAAUGGUCCAAACGUAUAUAUACGUUUUUUCAACAUCUGAAAGUAUGUAAAAAAAUGCAGAUCUUUUUUGUUUUACAUCUGAAAAUGUGUAAAAAAAACUUUUACCUACCUUUUUUUUUUGUUACAUUUGAAAAUAUGCAAAAAAAAUUAGAUCUACUUUUGUAGCACUAUGAAUUUGAACGUCGAUCUGUUUGGACCGUUUAAGGGUUAAAUUUAGAAUUUUUGUAUUUAAUGGACUUUGUCCCAUGAAAUGCAAACAAUUUACCCAGCAGACCACAACAAUAACAGUGGAUUUUUCCAUUAACCCUUUCAGGGUCGGCAGGCCCUCUCCUAAACUUGUUCUCGGGGGUCGGAAAUUUUUCGAAAAACAAAAUAAAUUAUUUUUUCUUAUGAAAUGAUAGAGAAUCUUUUCCUGAGCAUAAUGACACCAAAAGUAUGAAAUUUGAUAGAAAACUUAGGGAAUUAUGCUCUCGUGAAGUUAGCGGUCUUGACGAUGUUUCCGCAUCGGCGAUUUUGCCCGCUUUGAGCCCUAUUUUUGGCCAAUUCCAAUGUACCAGUAGAACUCCAUUUUUUCUGUCGAGUGAGUACAAGAAGCCACCCAUUUACCGAUUUCAACUAUCCAAUAAAGUGGUCAGAAAUUCGCAAUUUUACCAAUUUCACACAAAUUUCAAAAGAUGCCAAUUUCCAAAUAGGGUCCAGAAUAAACAAGCCAGACAUUCCUGGUGCUAAAAUAACAUUUCCUAUGUUCAUAAGUCAUGUCCCCAGGCCUCUGUUACAUUUCUUUUGCUUUCCACUUUGAAUUUUUAUUCUCACAAAAAAAUAGAUUUACUGUUAUGCAGACUACUACAUUAGUGUAGAAUAUCAGCACACUUGUGAAAGAAUAUCAAACUCGCCGGUUGACGUGUAUUGGACGCAUGGCAUGAUUUGUUUACUUUUGAAUUUUGACAAAAAUCGAACAUUUCUGCUACUUUGAGCUCAAUUUCAAGGUACUUUUCAUUGUGAAACCAAUUAAAAUCUCUCAAUUUCUGCAAUAUGUCUUCCAUUCUAUAAAAUGAGACCAGGAAAACUAGAAUACAACCAUAAAUACCAUACAAAAAUAGUACACUGCAAAGCCGGUUUUAAACCAAAAACACGGUCGGAGUUUUUUCUCUCUCAUUAUGCACUGUGUGCUGCAAGAUUUUUUUUUUAUACUGUGCACACUGACCACAUAGACCCAUUCUUUCAUAUGUAGGCCUACCAGCUUUCUCUCGCUACAUCUGAAGGCGCCAGAAUUUAUGCGUACUAGUACGGCACCGACCCUGGCGUGCAAGCCGUACUAGUACGGCACCAACCCUGAAAGGGUUAAAUUAAAAAUUAAUUUACCUAAUAAACUAUACAAAGAAUGGACUGUUCUAGAUUUAAUGAGUACUCCAUUGCUUCUGGACAUUCUCCAGACACAGAUUUUGUCUUUUAAAUCCAAAAUCUUCUGAAUCAGGGUCUGUUAAAUCGCAGUUUAAUUGCAUGUCCUUUGACUUGAAAAUACCAUACUAGGGUAUGGUUAUUCCUUGUGCUAGAAAUUGUGCAGUUGUUUACCCCUCGCACUCCUUGUGCUCAGAAAUUCUGUGAUUACACCUGUUGCUCAGAAAUGCUGCUGCUACACAUCACAUUCAGAAAUACUUUAACAUUUCUGCUCCAAGUUAGUGAGGUUAUCCUCUCACACUUGGAUAUAGUGUAGUGCAGUUGACACUUUUACCAACGAAUACUUUUACCCUUUGCUUUCAAAAAUACUGCAGUUAUUUGUCACAUUCAGAAGUCCUGCUGUUACCCUUCACACUCAAAUUGUGCACUUGCUAAUUGUGCUAUUAUCUCUCAUGCUCAGAAAUAGUAGUUACCUCUUUCAGGCUCACAGUGUGGUCACCGCUCAAACUCAUUGCAAAUCUGAAAGAAUUUUUUAUAAUAGACAGAAUUUAGUGUAAUGUUCCAAUUCUGGUUUUGAGGAUCUCAAAAAAUGCAAGAAUGCAAAUUUGGGGGUUGCACUAUACAAAUAAAGUACAUACCACAAUUAUAUAAUAUUAUUGUAUAUACAUUUUUUGAAGCCAAGCUCCAUGAUAAGAUUAAUAAUGUUAGAAUCUAAGAUGCGAUUUCCAAAAAAUGCGCUGAUAACAGCCCCAGAAUGUUAUCCCUAUGUGUGUGUUUGUGUGCCUCCGUCUAGGCUACAGGACCUCACUGUAUGUGUCUGUGAUCGAGUCUGUAUCAGUACUAAGUUUAAUAUUAAGAUUAUAAGUUAUGGACUACUACUAUUUAAGUGUUGACUUUGCCAAGUCUGUUGUAAAGGUAAAUUUAUUAAAGGAUAUUAGCAAAUAAUGAUAACUGUUGUGCAUUGGCUACUGUAUGAUAAAUUCUCAGUACAGUACCAUAUUAAAAUUGUAUGCUAUGUAUGUAUUUAUUAACCAUACUUACAUUUACGAUAUGUGCAAACACACACUAGAAUUGGUUAUUCACUUCAUGCAAGAUUGUUACAGUACUUUGUUGAAAGAAUGUCUUGGUCCUCCUUGAUGUCUACUUGAACACUUCCAUGAAUUUAAGGCUUUAUUUUUUAAACUUGUAUAGAUGACUAACAUUUGUAAGAUAUCUAAGACAAAAGUAUAUCUAUAUACAGCAAAUCACUUCAGUGAUUGCUGUUCCUGGCACUAGUCUGUUACAUGGCAAUAAGUUAAUUUGUGGUAUGCAAAUAACUGCUGUCCUGUCAGUCAUUAGUAUUGUGUGAUUUAUUGUUAUCUACCGGACCUAAUGAUUGCUGAUGUACUGUUGGCUGUAUAAUGUAUGACAUAAAUGACAUUUCAGAUGUUUGCCUACCAUAUCAAGUUAGACAGAUGUCUAACAUUAGACAGAUGUCUGGUGAUUCAGGUGUCUAAUAAAAGGUAUAGAAAAUAAUAUGAUUAAUGAAUGAUGACUAAAUACUAUAGUAUGUAUGUAUGAUAAUUUGUUCAGCAAACCACACACCAAAUUGUUAGACAUACAGGUUUAUUCUUUAAGCUUUUCAAGAAUGGUUUAUGAAAAUAAUAAUAUACAGUGGAGCUUUGGUGCUCGAACUUAACUGGUUCCUAGGUAGCAUUCAAACUGGAAAGUUCAAUGUUUGAAACAGUAUUUCCCAGGCUUUAUCAGCCCCUCACACAGAUGUUGAACUGACUCUUCCAAAAGUCUCUGAGAGUUAGGUCAGCAUCAGAGGUCACUUACAGCACUUUUGAAACGGCUUUCGUGUAAAGCUUCUUUACAACUGAAUUUUAAACAAGCCAGCACAUUUGGACUUCAGAAAAAUGUUCAGACUGGGUUAAUUUUUUCUGAACAAAACUGUUCAGAUUCCAGUUCAUUCAAACACCAAGGUUCCACUGUAUAUAUUAUUUUUAUGGUGAAGCACUAAACCCUCAGGAGUCAUGCAGCACCUAAGGAAUGGGAGGUAAUCAAAUCUGAUCCAAGGAAGGGGAGGGUCAUUCCAAUUCUUUGGAUCAAGAGCCCUCACCAAUAUCUAGGUAUCUCUCACCUUGAAUAUAAUUUUUAUCAAAUGACAGUUGUAAAUUUAUUAAGCAGGGCACAUAGUGGGCACACAAACAUUUCAUCCAAAGCAUCAUGCUACAGAUUUUUCAGUGGAUUAGUUACUCCCAUGAUUGGAUAUUAGCUGUUUACCUAAGGCUCCAUAUGUUUUUUACACCUUUAAUGCUUGUGGAUGUUUAUGUACAGUACAGUACUUAGUUUGUUCCCUUGGUAGGUACUCUAUGUUUUUUAUUCAGCUCAUUUGCUGCAUCCUUAGUUCCUGUAGCACAGUGGUAGUAUGUAUGCAAUAAACACGAGUCAUCUGUUGAUUUACCAAUCACCAUUUUUUGUGUGUUCUUGCCAUUUACUCCUUUGAUCAGACUUGAGAUAUGUGUAUGUUAUUUCCAGUUAUACAUAACAGAUAAUGUGAUCAUUUAUUUUUAAUUUUCCAAAUCAUACAUGGAUACUAUCCCAGCUGUAAAUUUACUUAUCAAAAGUUAUGGGAAAUAUAUCACUGGCUUUUGCAGAAUGUUUAAUUAGCCAAUCAUACAGUUCCUAACCCUGGAGACAAGUUAUAUAUCUUCAUCAGACAACAAGAGAUGGUUGUUCUGGAUCAUUCACCAUUUUGUCUAAUCCUUGGAGUUGGAUAUUUCAUGUAUACAUACAGUAUAUGUAUUCCUUUAUUAUUCAUAAUUCUUUCCUUCAUUAGAGUUACAGCUAUUGGGAGAUUUAAAACGACAGUAUUCUUUUUUACAAGGCAGUUUGUACCUGAUGGGACAAAUUUGGAAGCUGAUUUAUGAUUUUGGAGAGUUAAAAGUGAUCUUGUCCAACUUCUUUUUUGUGUACCAUGUAUUCUCAUUGUCUCUAUGACAGCUGCAAGCUUCAUUAUCUCUCUGGUCCAGCAGUUUCUCUGGAAUUUGGUAUGAUCUUUGUUUCUGCUUCCUUCAAGAGGAGCACCUUGACACUGAAUUGUUCUUUAUCUAAGGAAUUGGAGCUACUUUUUCCUUCCUUGGAUCAAACUUGAUAGCCUCCCAUUUUCUAGGCAUUGCAUAACCCUAGUUGGUUUAGUGCAUCCCCAUGAUGAUAGUCUACAUUUCUGCUCAAGACUUAAGUGUGGAAAUAGUUCUAGUGAAUUUUCCUUCCUAAUGACUCCAGUUUGAUAGAAUUCUCUAUAUGAUUUAGUUAUUAAAAUUUUUUUAGAGGAACGUCUUGUGAGAGUUUCAUUGUCCCAAGGUGUCCUAUGGAUGAUUCUGAAAUAGAUAAGUGUUUUCUACUUUCUCAUUGUAAGGUUUGCUUUGGUUAGGUGGUAUAUUGGUAAAUGUAAUUGUUAUUAUUACUAUAUUAUUAUUAUUAUAAAAAGUUCUAGAACUGUAGGAGUCGUAUAGCACAUGGGAUAUGGGAGGCAAUCAAGUUCAGUCUAGAGGAGGGUGGGUCCAAUUCCUUGGAUCAAACUCCCUUACCAGCUGCAAGACACCUCCUCCCUGAAGGAUAUAUUAGUAAACAGUUAUGUACUAUAGCACUGAAUCAGGAACUCCAGGUUAUCUCUUGUUUGAAUGCCUGUGUAAUCACCUUGUUUGCUCAGUUUAAACUAUGACCAUUUUUGUUAAUGUGUUUACUAUAAUUUUUUUAUUUAUUUUACAGAAUGCAGUACAGUGGACCCCCGACUUACGAUAUUAAUUCGUUCCAGAAGGCUAUUCGGGUGCCGUUACCGAACAAAUUUGCUCCCAUAAGGAAUAUUGUAAAUUAGAUUAGUCCGAUUCAGACCCCCAAAAAUGCACUUACAGAAGCACUUACAAAAAUACACUUACAUAAUUGUUCGAGUUGGGAGCUGUUCGUAAGUCGGGGGUCCACUGUACUUAUAAUUUUUUGGGCAGUGUAGACUUAUUCAUUAUAUUUUAGUAUUAACCACA
This is a messenger RNA of Cherax quadricarinatus, 16633 nucleotides long. Lineage: Eukaryota; Metazoa; Arthropoda; Malacostraca; Decapoda; Parastacidae. The record is from RefSeq and is a predicted model, not a curated record.